Messenger RNA from Cuscuta campestris, 996 nucleotides. The record is from the annotation of a GenBank genome assembly. NCBI's taxonomy places the organism in Eukaryota, Viridiplantae, Streptophyta, Magnoliopsida, Solanales, Convolvulaceae.
AAAUGGAGGAAGAGCAUUUUUGUUCCUAUUUACAAGAAUAAGGGAGAUAUUCAAAGUUGUGGAAACUAGAAAGGGAUCAAACUUAUGAGUCAUACGAUGAAGUUAUGGGAGAGAGUGGUUGAACGGAGGUUGAGACAAGAGACUUUGGUGUUAGAGAACCAAUUUGUUUUUAUGCCUGGAAGAUCGACUACAGAGGCUAUAUACUUGGUGAGAAGAAUAAUGGAGAGGUACCGAAAUGAAAAGAAAGAUCUACACAUGGCUUUUAUUGAUUUGGAAAAGGCAUAUGACAGGGUACCAAGAGAGGUUUUGUGGAAGGUGCUAAAGAAAAAAGGAGUAAGGAUUGCUUAUAUUCGUGCGAUUAAAGACAUGUACGAGGGGGCUACAACGAGCGUGAAAAGUCAAACUGGGAUAGCAGGGGAAUUAUCCAUCGGGGUAGGAUUACACCAAGGGUCAUCGUUAAGCCGAUAUCUUUUUACACUAGUAUUGGACGUUCUUACCGAGCAUAUCCAAGAAUUUGUACCAUGGUGCAUGCUUUUUGCCGAUGACAUCAUCCUUUUAUGAGCGAAUCACGAGAGGAUUUGAAUGAGAAGUUGGAUUCGUGGAGACAUGCUUUAGAGUUGCAUGGCUUGCGUAUAAGUCGCACUAAAACAGAGUAUAUGGAGUGCAAGUUUGGCAACAAAAGGAGAGAGGGUAACAUCGAAGUGAAGGUUGGAGAAAAUACUAUACCCCAAGUAAAGAGAUUUAAAUAUCUUCGGUGUACCAUUCAAGACAAUGGAGAAACUGAAGAUGAUGUUAAUCACAGAAUUCAAACAGGUUGGUCAAAAUGGCGGAGUGCUUCGGGCUUUAUAUGUGACAAAAAAGUACCUUUAAAACUAAAGAGAAAAUUUUACCGUUCUGCUAUUAGACCAGCUAUAUUGUAUGGGACAAAGUGUUGGGCAGCAAAGGGUGAACAUGAACACAAGGUUAGUGUGGCGGAAAUGAAGAUGCUUCGUUGGA